Messenger RNA from Prorocentrum cordatum, 2290 nucleotides. NCBI's taxonomy places the organism in Eukaryota, Dinophyceae, Prorocentrales, Prorocentraceae. The record is from the annotation of a GenBank genome assembly.
AGCGGCCGCGGGCUCGCACCGCGCGCGGCCGCGGGGCCGCCGCCCGGCUCGCCGGGGGGAAGGCGCGCGCGCAGGUCACCGCCGGCCACGCGGCGCCAUGUCCCUGGCGCAGCUCCUCAGCCUUGGUAAGAACGACGCUAGCUCAGAGCUCAUCCCAUCGAGCACAUACGAGCCACCGCCAGAGAAGCCCAAGAAGGAGCCGCCUCCCUCGGAGGCGAAGCCGGCCAUCAACCAGGAUGAGCUGAAGCUCGCGCAGGAGCUGGUCAUGGCCCAGGAGAAGGUUCUCCAGGAUGCCGCCGAGCAGAGGGUGAAGGAGCAGGAAGCCAUAGAGAAGCAGGCUUUCGACGAUGCUGCGAAAGCAGCGGCCAAGCGUGCAGAGGCACUGAAAGCCCAGAAGAUUGGAAGCAAUCCUUUCAGCACUGGCGGAAAAGGAGACUUCAAGCCCGGGCAGUGGGUUUGCGAUGCCCUGCCCGGGGCCAGCAGGCCCAUCGGAGGGCUGUCGAACGCCCGCGCAACAACAAUGGGCGUGGUUCGGCCACCAUCGGUUCUUCGCCAGAUCCAGUCUGCUCUUUUGUGCUUCCCUCGAGCGGUGCAGGGAGGCAGAGGCCGGAGAGCACUGAUUCUACGCACAUCGUAGGUGUCUAGUUCUUGCAUGGGGACCUAUCGAGUUUGAAGGUUCUGGCAUCCCUUCGUCUCCCAAUAUUUCUUGGAAGGGUGAGGCAUUGACGUAGUCAGCAAUGAGCACGCUUAGACAACAACGAUGUGUGCACCAAUGUGGUCCUCCCAUGAACUCUCCUCCCGCACGCUUCUUGUGGAGUGUGGGGGAGGUGGGGGAAGGGGACAGAGAGAGGGAUAUGGACCACGCUGGUGUGUAGAAUAGGGGCCUCCUGCGAGGGUACAGCAUGGCGUGGUAGGCAGCAGUGGGGAACCUUGCAGUUGGAAGCGAGUGUGCAUGUUCGGAGUACUUGGUCCGCUAUCAGCAAUGCUUGCAGCAAGAGGGUGUGCACGAGCAGACAUGCGAGCAUUAGGAAGGGCAGAUGCAGAACCGAAUUGUUAUCUGACAGGGCCAAAGGCGAGUGAACCAGCCCACUCCUUGCUUCCAGACUUUCUACAUGUUUCUUUCCGUGUAUUGGCUACAUGGCUACACAUUGAUUUUAGUGUUCAGGCUUUCCCCAGAUCCAGCAGUAAAUGAUAAGGAUGGCAGUGGAUCCUUGCAUUCGAUCUUACAAGCCUUCCGUAGCUUGCUUGUGGAAGGCUCAUGUUUAAAUUUGAUGUGCGAGGCUUUAUGGCAGAGAAUGAGCGGGAGGAGAAAGGAGGGAGGAAGAGUUAGGAGGGAGCUGACCAGGCUACGUGCUUUGGUGGGUCCACUCUUUUCGGGGGAAGCGGUACUAGCAAUGCCACGUCACUGGCGGCAGGGCUCGGUAGACAAGAGGCUCAGAGGGCUAUUGGGAGAUACGCUUUCCGAGCUCGGGUGAUGAGUGCGGGACCCUGGCGGCUCUCAAACGGGGUCUCUUGGAAGUGUCCAGAGGAGGCCAGAUGUCGUUUCGCGAUCGUGGGGGCCUCUUUGGAUCAGGAGGCAGUGGGAACACAUGGUUCGCGGGACUGCCGGCGGCGUCCCCAGGCUAUGGCUUUCGCCCAACACGACGGUAGUCUGCUUUCAGUUGUCGUUGCAAUGUAGUGGCAUGUGUCUCGCCUUGGUUGUCACAUCAUUCUCCAAAGCUGUCUCUGCGUCCGAAGGCCUCUUCAAUGCUGCGCGUGCGUCCGUGGCACCACACGCGAUGACGAAGGCAUGUGGCAUGCACGCGCACGCUGGUAUCCGGGAUGUGCUGCAUGUGUCACCUUACCCUUUGCUGGUAUGGGGCUCUGAGAAUCUCUGCCACCCUCCAUUGUUCAGCGCGUAGUGUUUGUUGGAGGCUUCAUGUGGGAUGCUCGCUAGAAUCGGCAGUGGCCAGCAUGACGAUGUGCAUGCACGCGCGGCAGCAUUGGGAAAGGUGUGGAGUCACUUUCCGAAGCAUUCGCUUGGAGAACUUCAGAGCCAGUUGUCGAUCGCCGUGGUCAUUACGUACAUGUUGGUUGCUGUUUCUAGUGUGAGCAUGUAUUGUAGCCCCUGCCAAGGAGCUUCCCUCUCAGCAGGCCCUCUCCCCCCCAGGUUCAGUAGGUCCAGAGCCUAGCAGGACCCGAGGAUGCAUCGGAGCACGGGCCCUCCUCCUCCUCCUACUCCUGCUGCCUCCUUUCCCCUCCGUCCCUCCCUCUCCUCUUCCUUUCCCCCCUCUUCCAUCCCUUUCUCCUC